Messenger RNA from Aplosporella prunicola CBS 121167, 466 nucleotides. RefSeq lists its product as uncharacterized. The transcript has a single exon. Lineage: Eukaryota; Fungi; Ascomycota; Dothideomycetes; Botryosphaeriales; Aplosporellaceae. The coding region runs from base 102 to 368 and encodes 88 amino acids. The record is from RefSeq and is a predicted model, not a curated record.
UCCUUUUCGCCACAGGGCCAGGGUUCCGUUCCGUGCUGUGCCCCUCCCCCUCUCUUGCCCCUCCCCUGGGCCCCUCGCUUAUAUAUAUACUGCUUGCGUUCAUGCGUUUCUGCUGUCCGUUCUUUCCUUCUUUUCUUCUUUCUUGCGCUUACUUGCGUCUGUCCUCCCUCUCUUUCUCCCUUCCUUCCUUCCUUCCUUCUUUCCCCGCGGUUCCUUCGGUGAUUAGGGUGGCUAUGGCGGCUGCGCGACUACUACUACUAAUGUUGACUAGACUACGGUUGCGGGUAUUAUCAUUAUGCGCGCCGCCGGCCGGCUUCUGGGUUUGCCCCGCCCUGCCCCGCCUGGACCUGAGCUGUCCUGACUUUUAAGUCUGCCUCGCCCCUCGGUGUAGUGCGCUUGCAUGCUUUCCUGAUUGGAGAGCGAUAGCGUGAGAGGGGGGAGGGGUGGCAGGCAGGGCGGGGGCAAA